This is a messenger RNA of Oncorhynchus masou masou (cherry salmon), 927 nucleotides long. RefSeq names its product mucin-5AC-like. Lineage: Eukaryota; Metazoa; Chordata; Actinopteri; Salmoniformes; Salmonidae. The record is from RefSeq and is a predicted model, not a curated record. The transcript has 3 exons. Bases 1 to 927 code for a protein of 308 amino acids.
AUGUUCAACUACAACUCCAACAACUUCUAUUCCAUCUCAUCCAACUCCAUCUACGAAUGUUCGUUCCUCUACAUCAUUCUCUACAGUGACAACAAAUGUUUUCACUUUCUCAACACCAACGCCAACUGGUGGGUACCUGAAACGGAGGCUUUAGUGACGAGAGGAGACUCUGAAACCUACAACAACAUAAGAGCAGAGGGACACAAUAUAUGUGAGAAGCCAAGCAAGAUCCAAUGCAGAGCCGAGAAGUACCCAAAUGUUAGCAUAAGCCAAGUAGGCCAAGUGGUGCAGUGUAAUGUAGCAGAAGGGUUGACUUGCAGAAAUGAAGACCAGUCAGGCCCAUUCCCACUGUGCUUUAACUACCAAGUCCGAGUCCUCUGCUGUGAUGAAGAUCUUUGCACAUCAAAGCCUUCAACCAUUUCACCAACAACUACAAGACUACCUGUUACGACAACAACAACAGCUACAACAGCAACCAUCUCCACUAUAUCAACAACCACGUUGAAUACAAAAAACCCUACCUGCACAGUUUGUGAGUGGUCACCUUGGUAUAAUGUGGACUAUCCUCAAUUUGGUCCUGGGGGUGGCGACAAUGAAUCAAUUAAAAAGAUUCGAGAAUCUGGAAAACAUAUUUGUGAAAAACCAGUGGAUGUCAUAUGCCAAGCAGUGCGAUAUCCAGGGGUCCCAAUGUCUGAAUUAGGACAGAAGGUAGAAUGUAAUAAAAAGGUUGGAUUAAUAUGCCAGAACAAAGAUCAAGGUAUUCCUCCAAUAUGCCUUGACUAUGAAAUUAAGGUAAAAUGUUGUAAGACUCUUAACUUCGACAGCUCCAUCUACCACAAAAACAACAACUCUGCCUUCUACUACAACUCCAACCUCUACUCCUACAUCAACCUCAACAGGAGCAUCAACUACCAAGUGCAAUGGUGA